Metarhizium album ARSEF 1941 is the source of this 447-nucleotide messenger RNA. RefSeq lists its product as uncharacterized. NCBI's taxonomy places the organism in Eukaryota, Fungi, Ascomycota, Sordariomycetes, Hypocreales, Clavicipitaceae. The transcript has a single exon. Bases 1 to 447 code for a protein of 148 amino acids. The record is from RefSeq and is a predicted model, not a curated record.
AUGGACUUUGUCAAAAAGGUAGCCAACGAGGUCGGGGGUGCCGGCCGGGACGGCGAGAACAGCCAGGCAGGCGGCGGCGGCAAGCUCAUGGAUUCGCUCAACAACAUGGCCGGUGGGGGCAAGCAGGGCGAGGCGAAUGAGGACGGCCUCGAUAAAGGUACGUACGUGAGCACACUGGCAAUGGCAAUGUUACACGGCAUCGGCCGUGCUACUCCAUGCGUGCGUCGCCCCAGCAGUACUCCGUACCGGUACAGCUUGAUAACCAGCUCCGAUCCAGCCGUCGACUUGGUCCAGGAAAAGGUCCUCGGCGAGGGCGACCAGUCCAACGAGAGCGCCGCAGAGCAGGCCAAGGACGAGGCCAUCUCCGACUUCAUACGUGACAAGUACAAGGAGACCACCGGCAAGGACUUCUUCAUCGCCGACAAGGACAAGAAGUACGGCGCCUAG